AUGAUUUCUAAGCGAAUUUUACAUAUAGCUCAACUAAGUGCUGUUGGUUUAGUGGGGUAUUACUUUGGACAAAACGACAAAUUAUGUGGAAAUAAAGAAGAUUCUAUUGUGAUCGAUGGAAAGAAACUUAGAAGCAUGCCUGGCCUGCCAAUAUUUGGCACGGUUUCAGCAGCCACACCAUAUACGGAAGGCGGUAUAGCAAAAGAUAGAGUCUCUCAAAUAAUGAAAUAUGGGUUCCCUGGCUUAGAUAAUGUGCGCUCAUAUGAUGAUUUUGUAUUGUCUUAUGAUCGUCGAAAUAGGGUACCACACUGGGUAUUUGAGCACAUUACCAAAGAACAUGUGAUGAAGAAUGAUGCAGUGGAUAGAAGCAAGUGUGACUUUAAGCCAGAUGAAAGCAUACAUCCAUUCUUUAGAUCUCAAAAUACUGAUUACAAAGGAUCAGGUUUUGACCGAGGACAUAUGGCAGCAGCAGGCAACCACCGUCUUGCACAGACUCAUGUAGACCAAACAUUUUUCCUUACCAAUAUGGCUCCACAGGUUGGUGAAGGAUUUAACAGGCAUGCAUGGAAUCGCUUAGAGAAACAUGUUAGAAAGUUAACAAAAGUAUACACCAAUGUGUACUGUUGUACAGGACCUUUAUAUCUCCCCAGAAGAGAAGCAGAUGGGAAAUCCUAUGUUAAAUAUCAAGUGAUAGGGGCUAAUACUGUGGCUGUCCCUACACAUUUCUAUAAAGUGGUAGUAGCUGAGGCCCCCGAUGGUACACUAGAUAUGGAGUCUUAUGUCAUGCCUAAUCAGAAAAUCCCCGACGAAACUCCAGUUUCAUCUUUUAUGGUUUCUCCCGAGACAAUUGAACGAGCAGCAGGUUUACUGUUCUUUGAUAAAAUUCAUAGGAGUAAACUUAACAGGAUUAACGGAAAGAAAGUA
Messenger RNA from Brenthis ino (lesser marbled fritillary), 924 nucleotides. The record is from the annotation of a GenBank genome assembly. Lineage: Eukaryota; Metazoa; Arthropoda; Insecta; Lepidoptera; Nymphalidae.